Molecule: messenger RNA, 3024 nt
Organism: Neltuma alba
Lineage: Eukaryota; Viridiplantae; Streptophyta; Magnoliopsida; Fabales; Fabaceae
Product: L-arabinokinase
Exons: 29
Coding region: 1-2961 (986 amino acids)
Molecular function (GO): ATP binding
Source: RefSeq, a predicted model, not a curated record
AUGAGUACCAGACAGGAAAAUGGCGUUGGAUCGGGAACCAAAAAGCCAUUAGUCUUCGCUUACUACGUCACUGGGCAUGGUUUUGGCCAUGCCACUCGUGUUGUUGAGGUAGUGCGGCAUCUAAUCUCGGUUGGGCAUUAUGUGCAUGUCGUCACUGGUGCGCCUGAAUUUGUUUUCCACUCGGAAAUACAAUCUCCUCGCCUCUUGAUUCGUAAGGAGCUUUUAGAUUGUGGUUGCGUCCAGGCGGAUGCACUGGCAGUUGAUCGCCUGGCCUCCUUGGAGAAGUAUUCAGAGACAGCUGUGAAACCCCGUGAUUCUAUAUUGGCAAAAGAAGCAGAGUGGCUGAAAUCCAUUAAAGCGGACUUAGUGGUCUCUGAUGUUGUCCCAGUUGCAUGUCGAGCAGCAGCAGAUGCUGGCAUUCGCUCUGUUUGUGUAGCUAAUUUCAGUUGGGACUUCAUCUAUGCCGAAUAUGUGAUGGCUGCAGGACUUCAUCAUCGAUCAAUAAUUUGGCAGAUAGCUGAGGAUUAUUCCCACUGCGAAUUCCUUAUUCGCCUCCCAGGAUAUUGCCCGAUGCCUGCUUUUAGUGACGUUAUUGACGUACCUCUAGUUGUGAGAAGGAUGCACAAAUCCCCUGAAGAGGUGAGGAAGGAGCUGGGGAUAGCGGGCAAUGUGAAGCUAGUUAUUCUUAAUUUUGGUGGUCAGCCAUCAGGAUGUAGAUUAAAGGAGGAGUUCUUACCUUCUGGCUGGUUGUGCCUGGUUUGCGGUGCUUUUGACAGCCAGGACCUUCCACAAAACUUCAAAAGGCUUGAAAGAGAUGCAUACACUCCUGACAUUAUUGCAGCCGUGGACUGUAUGAUUGGAAAAAUUGGAUAUGGAACUGUCAGUGAAGCCUUAGCAUACAAUUGUCCAUUUAUCUUUGUACGCAGAGAUUAUUUCAAUGAAGAGCCUUUUCUGAGACACAUGCUUGAGUAUUAUCAAGGCGGUGUUGAAAUGAUUAGGAGAGAUUUACUCACUGGCAAUUGGAAACCUUAUUUAGAGCAUGCAAUGAGAUUGAAACCACGCUAUGAAGGAGGUGUUAAUGGUGGUGAGGUGGCAGCACACAUCCUGCAGGAGACAGCCUCGGGAAAGAAGUAUGCACAUGAUAAGCUUAGUGGAGCAAGAAGAUUACGAGAUGCUAUAGUUCUUGGGUAUGAACUACAAAGGGCCCCUGGACGAGAUAUUGCAAUCCCAGAAUGGUAUGCGACUGCUGAACACCAAUUAAGCCGCUUCUUACCUCAUUCGGAUUACGGAACCACUGAAUUAAGCAAGCAUUGCAAAUACUUUGACAUUCUUCAAGGAGAUGUUCAAGGUCUUUCAGAUACUGAGGAUUUCCUACAGACCUUAGCUGAAUUAGAAGAGCAGCACACAGAGCGGGAGAGAAAGGCUGCCGCCAAUCUCUUCAACUGGGAGGAAGAAAUUUUUGUGUCAAGAGCUCCUGGAAGGCUAGACGUAAUGGGUGGAAUUGCUGACUAUUCCGGAAGUCUUGUCCUGCAGAUGCCAAUAAGAGAAGCCUGCCACGUUGCUUUACAACGAAUUCAUCCCAGUAAGCAGAGGCUGUGGAAGCAUGCUCAGGCUCGACAAGAUAACAAGGAACAACAUCCCAAGGCUGUCUUGCAAAUCGUCUCAUAUGGCUCGGAAUUGAGUAAUCGUGGUCCGACCUUUGAUAUGGAUUUAUCCGAUUUUAUGGAUGGAGAGAAGCCAAUUUCGUAUGAAAAAGCAAAGGAAUACUUUGCUGAAGAUCCUGCCCGAAAGUGGGCAGCAUAUGUUGCGGGAGCAUUUCUGGUCUUAAUGAAUGAAUUGGGUUUGCGUUUUGAAGAUAGUAUCAGCAUGCUGAUUUUAUCUGCAGUCCCAGAAGGGAAAGGUGUAUCAUCAUCUGCAUCUGUUGAGGUUGCUAGCAUGUCUGCCAUAGCAGCUGCCUAUGGAUUAAAUAUCAGCCCGAGGGAUCUGGCGUUGCUCUGCCAGAAGGUAGAGAAUCACAUCGUUGGAGCACCAUGCGGUGUCAUGGACCAGAUGGCUUCAGCAUGCGGUGAAGCCAACAAACUUCUUGCCAUGAUUUGCCAGCCGGCAGAGAUUGUUGGCCUUGUAGACAUUCCUAAACACAUCCGAUUCUGGGGGAUUGACUCUGGAAUUAAACACAGCGUUGGAGGUGCGGACUAUGGGUCUGUAAGGAUUGGUACUUUUAUGGGUUUGAAGAUGAUAAAGUCCAGGGCCUCUGACAAAUUGUCUGAGACACUUGCUUGUAGUUCGAGCCGUGAUGAAGAGGAUAAAGAUGAUAUAGAACUACUAAAACGAGAAGCCUCAUUAGACUAUCUAUGCAAUUUGCCACCUCACAGAUACGAGGCUCUUUAUGCGAAGGCUAUUCCUGAAUCCAUUCCUGGUGAGAAAUUUUUGGAUCAAUACACUGAUCAUGAUGAUCCUUUCACUGUUAUUGAUGGGAAACGUACCUAUGGAGUAGUAGCUCCAACAGCGCAUCCCAUAUAUGAAGAUUUCCGAGUCAAGACCUUUGAAGCACUGUUAACGUCAAAAUCUUUGAAUUAUCAACUUGCAGCACUCGGAGAAUUGCUAUACCAGUGCCACUACAGCUACAGCGCUUGUGGACUUGGGUCUGACGGAACAGAUAGGAUUGUACAAUUAGUAGAAGACUUGCAGCAUAGUGCUGCAUCCAAAGCUGUAGGUGGGACGUUAUAUGGAGCCAAGAUUACUGGGGGAGGUUCAGGUGGAACAGUUUGUGUGAUUGGUAAAAACUGUCUAAAGAGCAAAGAACAAAUUCUUGAGCUUCAGCAGAGGUACAAAGAAGCCACUGGGUAUUUACCCUUUAUGUUUGAGGGUUCAUCACCAGGUGCUGGGAAGUUCGGGUACCUGAAAAUAAAGCGUCGUGCUGGUUCCACACAAGAUCGUCAGCCUAGCACAGCUAAGCAGUAACGACCGAGAACAACAGCUGAUCAUGUUUCCCCCUCAUAUUGAGAACCGCCUUUCACAGUCUCG